Messenger RNA from Sesamum indicum (sesame), 1501 nucleotides. The record is from RefSeq and is a predicted model, not a curated record. Lineage: Eukaryota; Viridiplantae; Streptophyta; Magnoliopsida; Lamiales; Pedaliaceae.
AUUUUCAGUCCUCCAUUUUUCCUUGCUCUGUGUCUCUGUAUUCAUGGAGUUUAUAUUUGAUUUUAUCAUGGUAUCAGAGCCAUCAUCUUGAUGGUCUCUGCAUACAAAGUUUGCUGAUCAAUUUCACUCUGUUGAGUCUUACACUUGAUGAGAAUGGCGAGCUCAUCGACUGAUACAUCUAGCUUUUCUUCUACAACAACUGGAGCUGGAAAUGAUCACAUGGUGAUGGUUUCUGCCCCAUUCAAUGGGAACAAUUGGCUAUCAUGGAGUAGAUCGGUAAGGAUGGCUUUAGAAGGCAAAGACAAGUUGGCAUUUAUCGACGGCACAGGCCUGCAGCCUGCGAUUGGAACUCCUCAACACAGACAGUGGAGGACUACGAACUGUAUGGUGCGAACAUGGAUUCUGAACACCAUCUCCAAAGACUUGGUAAACGCAUACUUGUAUGCAAGCUCUUCCAGAGAUCUCUGGCUGGAGCUUGAAGCUCGGUACGGUGAGUGCGAUGGUACUCUGCUCUAUAAGUUGCAACGCGAAAUUAGUUCUAUUUCACAAGGCAAUAUGAGUGUAACUAGUUACUACACAAAAUUGAAACAACUUUGGGAUGAAUUGUUAUGUCUUAUGCCACCAGCCAUGUGUUCAUGUGGCCUUUGUAUAUGUGGAUGCAACAAAAUCAAAGCGGAACAAAACGAUGCGAGUCAGCUGAUGCAAUUUUUGAUGGGUUUGAAUGAUUCCUACGACAAUAUUCGUAGUCAGAUCUUAGUUCUAGAACCUCUUCCCCUUGUCAAUAAGGCGUAUUCUAUGGUGCUACGGGUUGAGAGACAAAGGAUGGUGAAUUCAGAAUAUUCUGAUAUAGGAGAAGGUUCGGCCAUGAAAGCAUAUGAGCAAAGGUACUCUGCACCUAACAUAGGAUCUCGACAAUUCAUGCGACGCAAGGGACCUAUAGAUAAACGCAAUCUCCUUUGCGAACACUGCAAUAAAACUGGACACAACAAGGAAAAUUGCUUCAGACUUCACGGCUUUCCUGAUUGGUAUAAGGAGCUACACGAAUCGCGAAGAAAACACGGCAGUGCAGGAAGAGCAUAUGCAGCAACCAGUGGAGAAGGUAGUGGAUUGGAUAAACCUGGGAAUUCUGACGCUAAUAACACCUUGAUGUCAGAAUUGCUAGAGGCAUUACGAAUGGUCCAACACAAAGUACCUCAGGAUCCUAUCAAUGUGCAUUUUGCCCAAGUAGAUGAAAUGGCAGGACCUGAAAACUAAUCGCAUUUUGGCUUUAGGCAAGCAACAUAGGCAACUUUAUCACUUGGGAAGAAAAUCAUUUGUUGCUGCUUCUGUCUAUUCUGAUUCUCAUGCUUUACUGUCCUCAUCUGUUGAUGAUUUUUCUCUAUGGCACCAAAGGCUAGGACAUUGCUCUCGUGAUGUAAUGAAACACAUAGAUUCUUUACAUAUUCCUGCACCACAUAAAGAUCAUAUUUGUAGCAUAUGUCCUUUAGCUAAACAAACUCGU